Molecule: messenger RNA, 2248 nt
Organism: Pyrus x bretschneideri (Chinese white pear)
Lineage: Eukaryota; Viridiplantae; Streptophyta; Magnoliopsida; Rosales; Rosaceae
Product: L-type lectin-domain containing receptor kinase IX.1-like
Biological process (GO): protein phosphorylation
Cellular component (GO): plasma membrane
Molecular function (GO): protein kinase activity; carbohydrate binding; ATP binding
Source: RefSeq, a predicted model, not a curated record
UCACUUUUAUCUCACCCUUUCUUUCACACCAUCCUCAAUCCGGUUUCGUACCUAAGAACCUCUACCAUUUUAGAUGUCAAUUUUCCAGCCUCUCUCUCACAAAACAAAAAUGGAUCACAAAAACUCUCCAAUCAUCACACCAAUUCACUCACCAAACCAUCUUCUAUUCGCCAUUGUCUUGCUUCUGUUAUUCCAUUAUGCAACUCCAUUAACCUACAAUUUCUCCAGCUUUCCCAACAGCACUAUCAACAGUUCGAUAUCUCUGGAGGGAGAUGCUUAUACUGACGGCCAAUUCAUCCAACUCGCCAAAAUCCAUGAAACAGCCGCACUUAGGAGGAACGGGAGCGUCGGUCGAGUAACUUACCGCGAACCCUUCCUCCUCCGUGAAAACGCCACUGGAAAACUUGCCGAUUUCACCACACAUUUCACCUUUGAAAUGGACCCGCUAAACAAUACCUAUGCCGACGGGCUCGCCUUCUUCGUGGCGCCAAACGGUUCCUUGCUCAACCGCACACUAGGAAGAGGCGGCAGCCUCGGCCUUCCCGUGGAGCACCUGAACUUAACUCUGUCCAGGAGUCAGUAUCCCUUUGUUGCGGUGGAGUUUGAUAUCUACUGGAAUCGGAUGCCAAGCAUCGAUGACCCGUACGGCGAUCACGUGGGAAUCAACAUCAACUCUCUCAAGUCUUAUAUCACCAAGCCUUGGAAUGGAAGUCUUUUGGAUGGGAAGCAAAAUGGUGCUUGGAUUAGUUAUAAUUCCGGCUCAAAAAAUCUUAGUGUUGCUUUCACUAGUUAUGUAAAUGGUAGCCAGUUGACGACUUAUCUUGAUUACGUAGUUGAUCUGGAACAAUACCUACCGGAUUGGGUCAUUGUUGGGUUCUCCGCUGCCUCCGGUGCUCGGACUACUCAAUUCAUGAUCAAAUCAUGGAGUUUCAAUUCUACACUAGUUCCUCCGCCAAGAUCCAGCUCAGGAAGUAACAAUAUAGCACUGGCUGUUGGGUUGGGCAUCGGUGGAUUUAUUGCGUUUGUUUUAGGAUUAAGUUUUGUUUGGUGUCUCUUGCGGAAGAAAAAGGCACGAGGAAAAACUAAUACCAAUGAAGACCCUGCAAUUCAUGAGUUGAUUGAUGGCGAAUUUGGAAAAGGGACCGGCCCGAGGAUGUUUUCAUACAAAGAGUUGGCUUUUGCGACAAGUAAUUUUGCAGGGGUAGAAAAGCUUGGAGAGGGAGGAUUUGGUGGGGUUUAUCGAGGAUAUAUAAAAGACUUGAAGUCAUAUGUUGCUGUUAAGAAGAUAUCAAGCAAAUCUAAACAAGGGUUGAAGGAGUUUGCAUCUGAAGUAAGGAUCAUUAGUCAACUUAGGCAUCGAAAUCUUGUGCAACUCAUUGGUUGGUGCCACAAAAAGAAACUCCUACUCGUGUAUGAGUUUAUGCCCAAUGGCAGCCUCGAUUCUCAUCUUUUCACUGAAAAAUGCUUAUUACUUUGGGGGUUAAGAUACAAAAUUGCUCAAGGCUUGGCCUCUGGGUUGCUCUAUCUACACCAAGAGUGGGAGCAAUGCGUGCUACACAGGGAUAUCAAAUCUAGCAAUGUUAUGUUGGAUUCAAAUUUCAACGCUAAACUUGGCGAUUUUGGGCUAGCUCGACUUGUUGAUCAUGGAAAACAAUCACAAACAACAAUAGUGGCUGGAACAAGGGGCUACAUGGCUUUGGAAUAUGUUAUCACAGGAAAGGCUAGCAAGGAAUCAGAUGUCUACAGCUUCGGAAUUGUUGCUUUGGAAAUAGCAUGCGGGAGAAAACCCAUCGAUCUCAGUUUAGAGAGUAGCCAAGUUGAAAUGGUGGAAUGGGUUUGGGAGCUUUACGGAGAAGGGAAAGUCAUUGAAGCAGCAGACCCGAAACUGCACGGAGAUUUUGAUGAAAAAGAGAUGGAGUGUUUGUUGAUUGUCGGGUUGUGGUGUGCUCAUCCGGACUAUCACUUUAGGCCUUCCAUACAACAAGCGAUUCAAGUGCUUAACUUCGAAGUUCCGUUGCCCAUUCUCCCAUCAAACAUGCCCGUAGCCACAUAUUUAGCUCCUCCAGUAGUUCUGUAUGGUGAUACUAGUACUACUACUAGCUAUGAAAAAGGGCAAACUUCUCAUCAGUCAUCUGGCAGUGCGUUUUCUUAUAGAACUGGUUCAUGAUAGCACAUCGUAUCUUCUGCAAAUUCUUAUCAAUUUGGUUAGUGAAAUAUGGUUUCAUAUAUCUGUUCACUAUUCUUUUUA